AUGGUCUUUAAAGGCAGUGUCCAGGUCGUGGUUUACAAUGGUGCAGUGCGUGCCUCUGGAGUCUCUUCUGUUGGCUGUGGGCGCCGCGCGGGUCCAUCUGCUGGUGCUAGACGUGGAGGGCGCAGAGAGAGCCAUCCUGUCACACCUGGAUUUGCGCCGCUUCGAUGUACAGAUCACCUCCUGUUCUCUCUGGAAGGCCCACUGCCCCCAGACCACCCUGAACUCCUGCGCUACCUUCGUCGGGAGGUGCUGGUGCCGCCUGCCGCUGGGCCAUACAACCUGCUGGGGAGGAGGAACGCGGCGCUGCUGAAGGUGGAGAAGAGUGAGGUUUUCUACAACGAGACGCUCAGGAGACUGCUGGCUGACAAGCGCGGCGGCUUCUUCGUGGAGGCGGGGGCGCUGGACGGCGAGAGCAUGUCCAACACGCUGUGGCUGGAGCGGGAGAGAGGCUGGACGGGGCUGCUGGUGGAGGCUGACCACGCCGCCUUCCUCGCCCUCAGGGACAAGCGGCGCAAGGCGUGGGCGGCCAACGUAUGCCUGGCGCCCACGCCCUACCCAGCCAGGAUGCUGUUCAGACAGUCCUCGCACGCCCCGGGGCCACUGAGCAAACCACUGGGGUUCAAGUUGCGCUCCAUGAACGGCCUCGCGCAGUACACCAAUAAUCAGAUCAUGGGUGACUCUUGGUUCCAGCGGGUGCAGUGCGUGGCCCUGGAGUCCCUGCUGAUGGCCCUGGGGGUGCGGCGGGUGGACUUGCUAGUGCUGGACGUGGAAGGGGCAGAGCAGGCAAUUCUGGACCACCUGGAUCUGGACAAGUUCAAUGUGCAGGUGUUGUGUCUGGAGUGGAAGAAGCAGGCGGAGCAGCAGGGCCUGGUGGAUGACUUGGCACAGCGGGGCUUCCAGCUUGUGGCGCGGCUCAGGGAGGACCUCGUGCUGGUGCGGCGAGGCUCAGAGUACGCUACAAGACUCACCACCACCACUACGCCUCUGCCCCAAGGUACUCACUCCGCCAUCACUUCUCAGAAUUCCGCCAUCACUUCUCGAAAUAAAAUCUUCAGAUAACUUACCGCUUUCAUGUGGGUGGAAUAAAUUAUUUUGGUAGGCAAGUGUAAUAUGGGAUAAUGAAAAAAAUUGCAAACCAUACCAGCAAGUAAUUAGUCGGGUUUUUUUUUUUUUUUUACCUCGAAGAGCGUCCGGAAAGACAUAUAGCAUUAGAGCCCAUGGUAAAAAGAUUGUACAGGACAAACUUUAACAAUAGGGGGAGAGUCUCUCGAACUCUGCUGAACACAACGCUCACUAACCAGCAACACUGCCGACCUGCGAGUCUUAUAAUUGAAUAUUCGGAAGGCGGGCCGGCCCUACCACGCCACACGGGAAUGGAGGGCCGCCGGUUAUUAGGCGACUACAUAAACCCUCUUUGGCCUCACAGCAGCAGGUCUUCGGCAGGUCUUCAGCGCUGGCUGCUGCGUCUGUGGGGGAAGAGAA
Messenger RNA from Scylla paramamosain (green mud crab), 1482 nucleotides. RefSeq lists its product as uncharacterized. The coding region runs from base 1 to 1059 and encodes 352 amino acids. The record is from RefSeq and is a predicted model, not a curated record. Lineage: Eukaryota; Metazoa; Arthropoda; Malacostraca; Decapoda; Portunidae. The transcript is spliced from 8 exons.